Molecule: messenger RNA, 1131 nt
Organism: Cucurbita pepo subsp. pepo (vegetable marrow)
Lineage: Eukaryota; Viridiplantae; Streptophyta; Magnoliopsida; Cucurbitales; Cucurbitaceae
Product: F-box protein At1g61340
Molecular function (GO): protein binding
Source: RefSeq, a predicted model, not a curated record
AACUCCGUAGUUUGCUGAGUUUCCAUUUCCAUAGCAAAAGCUUUCUUUGAAAUUGAAACAAAAACAGAGAGAGACAGAGAGAGAUAUUCGAAUCUCCACGGCCAUCCACAAUCAGAUAACCGAAUACGUUUAGUUUAAUUCGAUAUUGGGAAUUGAAAAUGGCGUUGGGAAAGAAGAGCGGUUGUUUAAAAUCGAAAAGCGUCGUCUCUGCUGCCGAUAAUGGACUGGAUUUCGGAAUUGUGAGAUAUACGCGUGGUUUAGGAAGGAAGAGGAUUGUUAUUUCUUGCAAUGAGGAUGAUUCGUCCAUCUACUUGACGCCGAAGGCAUCGUCGAAGAGGCCCUGCAGCGCCGUCAGGACGACGGUGGACAUCGAUAAGUCUCUGCUCGAGACCCUACCUCAGGAGAUUCUGAUUAGGAUACUCUGCGGUGUAGACCAUGAUGAUUUGAAACAGCUAAUCCGCAUUUCGAAAACAAUUAGCGAAGCGACUUUGAUUGCAAAAGAAUGGCAUUUCGCCUACAGCACUCCCUCAAAGGUCCGUGCAUUUCGCAGCGCCUUUGAGUUCGAUAACUCCAGCGAUCUUGACGAGAUUGAAGCCCCAAAUGCUCCAACCACUAAACGAUUUAGGUCAUUAAACAGGAAGAAGCUCGCGGACAUUUCCGUGGCCUUAUUCGCAUAAGAAGAACAAUGGCCAAAGAAAAAGUUGCCCAUUGAGACAGAUAUGAAUUAACCCAAAGGGCUCUGUAAAUACAUCUGUAUAUCUAAUGCUGUUGUAGAAAUUACGCGAUGCUGGUAGGAAGAAACUGAUCUGAAAUCUCAGAUCCUGCUUGUGAAGCUGUACAUGUCAGGACCUUUUCACUGAUCAAUUCUUCAAAUCUUUCAUUGAAGAUGAAGAUGGUGGGCGGGUUAGAAAAAGAAUGCAUUUCAUUUGUUUUUUUUUUUUCAUACAUGUAUUACAGAGACAAAAACUGAUGGUAGGUAUAAGGUUCUAGGAAAUUCAUUUACAAGGGUAGGGUAGCAUUUUGGUUUAGUCCCUUCUAAAUUCUGAUAGCUGUGAUGAACACUACAUUGUACUAUUGCACUCACUCAUUCAUUCGCUGUCGAAUAAAAACAAAUCAUAUUUUUUCCUCGUA